AUGAUCAGAUCCUGGCUGUGUUUGCCGCUGCUCCUCCUGGGGGCCUUGCUCCUGGGGCAGCCGGCAUGGGGGGCAGAAGAAGAGGAAUUGCAGCAGCCAGAAUCAGAGGAAGAGUGGCACUGUUGUCGAGGAGCAGCACGGAAGCUCACAUCGGAAGAAGAGUAUGAGGAAAGGGCGAGUCACGACCAGCGUAGAUUGAAAGAUGAUGAAUCUCACUAUCUCAGGGAUUACUUCAAGGAAAUGAUUACAGAUUACUUUAAUGCGCAGAACCCCAGACAUUUCUAUAAGCUAUACGAGGAUGCAGAAUUAAAAAUCAAGGAUGCCCCAGGGUUCAUAACUGAAUUCACAGUGUAUAUGGUGAAGACCAAUUGCACGAGGGAUGAUGAGGAGCUUCUUGGCCAGCCGCCACGCCGCCGCAUCAGGAAUUAUGGCCUCAUGAGUGAUGAGGAGUCGUCAGAAGAUCUGUCAGUCUGCCAUCCUCUGUCUGGUGAACACGAGGAGAUCCAGAAAUGCACGUUUUCAUUGUAUAUGGGUGGACGAGGCAGACACCAGAUCGUCGAUCAUCGCUGCAGAGAAGUGGAAAUUGUUGAAGAAAGUGAAGAUUGAAGCCCAUGCCUCCU
Messenger RNA from Zootoca vivipara (common lizard), 620 nucleotides. RefSeq lists its product as uncharacterized. The record is from RefSeq and is a predicted model, not a curated record. NCBI's taxonomy places the organism in Eukaryota, Metazoa, Chordata, Lepidosauria, Squamata, Lacertidae.